GUGCUAGGUGACCACAGCUAUGAUGGAGCUGCUGCUGAUGUAUGGUCAUGUGGAGUCAUUCUUUACUUUUUAAUGGCUGGAUAUCUACCCUUUGAAGGGGUAGACCUCCUAACGUUGCAUCAAAAGAUAAAUGCAGCAGAAUAUGUCUGUCCAUUUUGGUUUACUCCUGGUGCAAUAUCACUGAUACAGAAAAUACUUGACCCCAACCCUGAAAAUCGCAUUAAAAUCGAAGGGAUCAGAAAAGAUCCGUGGUUCCAGAAGAAUUAUAUGCCUAUCCAAGGUAGAAAAGGAGAGAAUUUGGGUAGUGUCUAUGCUGGUUUUUACAACAUCAAGGAUGAUGUUGUAACGGAGCAGUCUGAUAAAACUAGCAAUGGCCCUUAUAUGAUGAAUGCAUUUGAAAUGAUUACUUUAUCUCAAGGGUUGAACCUGUCACCCUUGUUUGAUAGGCGCAAGGAUUUUGUCAAACGGCAAACCCGUUUUGUAUCACGUGAGCCUGCCAAAGAUAUCAUCUCUACCAUUGAAGCAGGUGCAGAAUCAAUGGGAUUAAAGGUCUAUACACGUAAUUACAAGACUCGGAUCGAAGGCGUGUCUUCCAACAAUGGGGCAAACUUUGCUGUUGCGUUGGAGGUCUUCCAAGUUGCCCCAUCCCUUUGCUUGGUGGAUGUCCGAAAGGCAGCUGGGGACACACUUGAAUAUCACAAGUUCUACAAGAGCUUCUGCGAAAGAAUUGACCGUGUUAUUUGGAAAUCAAAGGAGGGGAUGACAAGUGCUGCUGCACUGUGAACAUGGCACUCUCUGUCUGAGGCGCGAAGUGAAUCAAUUCAUGUUGCAAUACGACCGAAUCCUACCCGUCCCUCCUUGCACAUAAAAUGACAACUUUAUGUUCCCCAUGUAGCAAUAAAACUGAAAUCAGACAGUGUUUUUUAAUCAUAUAUAUAUGUAUGUACAUAAUGAUUUCCAAAUUUAAUGAGUCCAAACUUAAUAAUAUUUAUAUGAAGGG
Messenger RNA from Cuscuta campestris, 1000 nucleotides. Lineage: Eukaryota; Viridiplantae; Streptophyta; Magnoliopsida; Solanales; Convolvulaceae. The record is from the annotation of a GenBank genome assembly.